Messenger RNA from Rhinopithecus roxellana (golden snub-nosed monkey), 1028 nucleotides. RefSeq names its product thymocyte nuclear protein 1 (gene THYN1). The transcript is spliced from 9 exons. Lineage: Eukaryota; Metazoa; Chordata; Mammalia; Primates; Cercopithecidae. The record is from RefSeq and is a predicted model, not a curated record. Gene Ontology annotation, cellular component: nucleus. Bases 131 to 883 code for a protein of 250 amino acids.
GGCGCCGCAGAGUCGCACCGCCCCCCUAGCGCCGCGGGGUCGCGCUGCACCGUCUCCGGCGCGGGGGCGGCGGACCGCAGCCACGUCUGCAGAGUGAAUCUUCCGCACUUCAGUCCCCUGCAGGGUGACCAUGUCGAGACCUCGGAAGAGGCUGGCUGGGACUUCUGGUUCAGGCAAUGGUUGUUACGCACAAAGACUGUUUGCGAUACCAGGUGGCGUGCUAACGAAUGCAAAGCCCCUGCUGGCGGACAAGGGACUCUCAGGAAAACGCACCAAAACUGAGAACUCAGGUGAGGCAUUAGCUAAAGUGGAGGACUCCAACCCUCAGAAGACUUCAGCCACUAAAAACUGUGUGAAGAAUCUAAGCAGCCACUGGCUGAUGAAGUCAGAGCCAGAGAGCCGACUAGAGAAAGGUGUAGAUGUGAAGUUCAGCAUUGAGGAUCUCAAAGCACAGCCCAAACAGACAACAUGCUGGGAUGGUGUUCGUAACUACCAGGCUCGGAACUUCCUUAGAGCCAUGAAGCUGGGAGAAGAAGCUUUCUUCUACCAUAGCAACUGCAAAGAGCCAGGCAUCGCAGGACUUAUGAAGAUCGUGAAAGAGGCUUACCCAGACCACACACAGUUUGAGAAAAACAAUCCCCAUUAUGACCCAUCUAGCAAAGAGGACAACCCUAAGUGGUCCAUGGUGGAUGUACAGUUUGUUCGGAUGAUGAAGCGUUUCAUUCCCCUGGCUGAGCUCAAAUCCUAUCAUCAAGCUCACAAAGCUACUGGUGGCCCCUUAAAAAAUAUGGUUCUCUUCAGUCGCCAGAGAUUAUCAAUCCAACCCCUGACGCAAGAAGAGUUUAAUUUUGUUUUGAGCCUGGAGGAAAAGGAACCAAGUUAACUGAGAUAUUACUGCUGGAAUGGGCAAGAAAUUACUCCAAGACAAAAAAGGUGUGAGGGGGCUUGCUUGUUAUGCUCACCUGGGCUUGUGUAGCUAAGUAGUUUUUGUGUACUUUUUUCAAUAAAAUAAUAUCAAAGUUGAAAAA